Marasmius oreades (fairy-ring Marasmius) is the source of this 597-nucleotide messenger RNA. RefSeq lists its product as uncharacterized. The record is from RefSeq and is a predicted model, not a curated record. NCBI's taxonomy places the organism in Eukaryota, Fungi, Basidiomycota, Agaricomycetes, Agaricales, Marasmiaceae. The transcript has 4 exons. The coding region runs from base 1 to 597 and encodes 198 amino acids.
AUGCGUCUUCCAAUCGUCCUCUUGCUACUUCCAUUCGCAGCAGCGAGAUUUGAACCACACGAAGGACCGUCCAAGCCAACUGCACGAAGACAACAAAUGCCAAUGAUGGUCUCUGACGAGCUUGACUACACCCCACAAGUCAAUGCCGGGCACACACUCGCCGAUUUGCUUACCAUCGAAUCAUCGACCUCUAUCUUCUACUCGUAUGCCCGCGAACUGGAGCUCAGCAGACUUCUCAGUGACGAGAGUGCAAAAUUGACCUUGCUGGCGCCUACCAAUAAGGCCGUCAUGGCCCUGGCCCGAAAGCCCCAUCAAGGUUCAGAAGUAGAAGAUGGAACCGUAAUCUCAGAAGAAGAAUUCGACAAAAUUUCGAAGCGCAACGUUGAAAAAUGGGUUUCUGCUCAUAUCAUCCCUAAAACUCUGACAACCCUCGAGCCUCGCUCUUACUCUACCCUGCUCGAAGGCAAAUCCGUCGUAUUCUCUACGUCACCGAAAUCAACCGACAUCGUUUUGGAGGAUGGCAUUCAUAUUAGUGAAAUGAAGCAGGCGUCGAAUGGCGCUAUAUACGUUAUUGAUGGUACUGUGAAUGUCGAUUGA